ACACCCCUCUGCUCCCCGGUUCUCUCGCAGGGUCUGCCGCAUACGAUGAAAGUUUCCACUCUCAGGGAAGGCACGGCCAUGGCUUCCCUGCUGCCCCGGGAGAAGGAGGAGGAGCUGGUGCCCGCUGGCUCCGAGCCAGGUGACCCUCGUUCCAAACCCCCGGUCAAGCCCAAACCCCGGGCCCUGCCUACCAAGCCCGCGCUGCCUGCCAAGCCCAGCCUGCUGGUGCCUGUAGGGCCUCGGCCCCCUCGGGGUCCCCUGGCCGAGCUACCUUCUGCUCGGAAGAUGAACAUGCUGGCAGGACCCCAGCCCUAUGGUGGCAGCAAGCGUCCCCUCCCCUUUGCACCAAGGCCUCCUGCUGAGGUCCCUGAUGGCGGAGAAACUGCUCCAGAGACGGGCAAGGAGGAGGCUGGCAAAGAGGAGGUGCCCCCCUUGACCCCUCCGGCGAGAUGUGCUGCCCUGGGUGGCGUGCGGAAGGCCCCAGCCCCCUUCCGCCCAGCCUCAGAGCGCUUUGCGGCCACCACAGUGGAAGAGAUCCUGGCCAAGAUGGAACAGACUCGGAAGGAGGUCCCUGCCAGCCCUGACCGCCUCUGGGGCUCCCGCCUCACCUUCAACCAUGACGGCAGUUCACGUUAUGGCCCCAGGACCUAUGGUGUGGCCACCAGCCCCAGGGAUGAGGAUGGUGUGACCCUCUCGAGGGCAUGGUGCCAGGAGGGGCCUGUGAAGUCUCCAGCAGAGAGCCGGCAAGAGCACAGCAGGACCCCCCCGGAGAGGAGUCCGCCUUCGGACCGGCCCUUCAACGGGGACCUGCUGGCCAGCUCUGAGCCACCUGCUGACGUUUCUGAGCCCUGGGUCCCGUCAAGUCUAGGCUCAGCCUCAGGGAAUAGAGGCUGUGCAAGCCCUGGCCUCGCUGUGGAUGCCUCAGGCCUUGUGCCCGAGUCUCCCUGUCAUCCGUCACCUGAUCAGAGCCCUUCCUGCCCCUCUCAGCUUCCAGAAGCCCAGAGCCCUGCAGCUUCCAGGGCUUCUGCCUGCCCCCUGGUAACUCUGGCAUCCCCAAAUCCAGCCCUGCUGGAUGAGGGCUCCUGCCACCUUCCUGACCUGGGGCUCCUUCCCGAGGGAGCCCCAGAGGCCCCGAGGCCCAGCAGCCCUCCCCUGGAGAAGGGCUCGGGGUGCCACAGCCCGGAGCAGCCGCUGGCCACCUCACCCCGACCUCUGAUCGAAGGGGGUGAGUUCCUGGACCUCAUGCAGACGUUUGCAUCCGACAAGGAGGAGGUGGAGGCCAAGCGUCACUCAGACCUCCGGCCCGCCAGCCUGGCUCAGCGCCGCUUCUCUGAAGGUGUCCUCCGGUCGCCUGGCCAGGACCAGGAGAAGCUAGGGGGCUCACUGGCUGCCCUGCCCCAAGCCCAGGGGAACCAGGCAGCCCUGGAUCAGCCCUUUGGGAGUGGCACAGAGUCCAACUGGAGCCUGUCACAGUCAUUUGAGUGGACCUUCCCCGCGAGGCCCUCAGGGCUGGGCACGUUUCGUCUGGACUCCCCGCCCCCGUCCCCGAUCACAGAAGCCACUGAGGCAGCGGAGGCCGCUGAGGCCCGCGACUGCGCUGUGUCCGUAGAGGAGGAAGGCGUGUCUGAGCAGGGGCAAGGAGAGCGGGCACUUCCACAGGGCCUGGGAAGGCCGAGUUCCCAGCUGCGGGGCGAUGAUCCCGGAAUCUCCCCAACCCAACAGGGUGACUGGGUGAGUCACCCUGCGUCCCCAGCUGGUGCCCUCAAGCCCCUGUCUACAGUGGGGGGCCCACUUAGGUCCGCUCCCCUGCUGCAGGCCGAGGAGAGGUACGAGGAGCGGGAGCCCCUGGCCGGACAGGAGCUGCCCCUCCCUCCAGCCACCAGGGAGGCAGCCCUGCCCAUCCUGGAGCCUGUUCUGGGGCAGCAGCAGCCGGUACCCCCUGACCAGCCCUGUGUCCUCUUUGUCGACACCCCUCACCCUGGGCGGGUGUUGCCUACAGAGGAGGAGGCAGUGACUCUGGCCCAGGCUGAGGCCACCCAGCCCAGGACAGAGGCUCAAGAACCCUGCAGGGCCUCCCCAGAGCCAGUGGGCCCCGGAAGCAGUUCCCGAUGGCUGGAUGACCUCCUGGCUUCGCCGCCACCUGGUGCUGGCAGUGCGAGGCGGGGAGCUGGAUCCGAGCCAAAGGACGUGCAGACCCCCAGCACCUGCUCUGAGGGACUCCUGGGCUGGGCCCAGAAAGAUCUGCAGAGUGAAUUUGGGAUUGCAGCAGACCCGCAGCCCAGCAGUUUCAGCCCUGCCAGCUGGUCCCAAGAUGCUUCCCAGGACUAUGGCCUUGGGGCCAUGAGCCCCAGAGACCCAGGCCUUGGGGAGAGCGACUGGACUAGCAAGUAUGGGCAAGGAGAGGGGGAAGGAAGUGCCAAGGAGUGGGCCAGCCGGUGUGGCAUUGGCCAAGAAGAGAUGGAGGCUGGCGGUGGAGACAGGAGAGAGGCGUCUGCCCCAGGGAGGCUUGCCACCCAGGACCGGGUCAUUGGGAAGCCGACCCCACCUGGCGCUCCGCAGAGCCCAGAGGCUGCUGCACAGGACUGGGAGUUCAGGAAGCGGGACUCCCGGGGCACUUACACUAGCCAAGAUCAGGAAUUUGGGAAGAGAGACUCGCUGGGUGCUUACAGCAGUCAGGAUGCAAGUCUUCGGCACUGGGAAUUUGGGAAGAGAGAAUCUCUGGGCACGUACGCCAGCCGGGAUUCAAAUGAGCAGGGCCAGGAAUCGGGGCAGAAGGACCCGCUGGGCAGCCAGGAUGUGGGUGAGCACCACCGGGAGUUUGAGAAGAGAGAGUCUACCCUCGGUACCUUCGGCAGCCGGGAUGAGGAGCAGCAGGGCCAGGGCUUUGGGCAGAGCACCUGGGUGAGUGACUACAGCAGUGGCAGCGACUCCAACCCUCUUGGCUCCCAGGACAGAGGCUUCGGCACGAGAGCCCUGAGUGUGGGGUUCAGCCCCGAGGAAGCCCAGCAGCAAGAUGAGGAAUUUGAGAAGAAGGUUCCGAGUGGCGGAGACAGCCUUGGUGAGGCCAGCAGGAAUGCAAGCCAGCCGGAAGAGAGGGAGCCAGGGGGUCUGUUCAGCCCCAGCAUCCCCCAGCCCCAGGAUGGGGCACUUGGGCAGAGAGAGCAAGGCAGUGAUGCCACCCAGGAAGUCGGAGGGUUGCAGCACAGACAGCAGGCGGGGGGCCAGAGCCCUGACGAUGCUGACCUGGAGGAUAGGGAGACGGGGAGGCGAGGCUGGGCCACCGAGUUCAGCCUUGGGCUCGCCCCCCAGCCGGAGAUGACGUUCAGUCCUGGGCGGCCAGACUGGAACGACGAUUUCUGCAUCGAGGGCACCGAGAGGAGCUACCGGUUCGGCAUCAUAGGCAACGACAGAGCUAGCAGUGCUGGCCUGAGCCCUUCCGGCAAGGUGGGAGGUGGCCACUUUGUAUCUCCCGGAAAGACUACAGCCACGCCUGUGGACUGGACUGACCAGCUAGGCCUCAGGAACCUGGAAGUGUCCAGCUGUUUGGGUGCAGGGGGCUCAAGGGAAUCCAGGGAGAAUGCCGUGGGACAGAGAGGCUGGGCAGACAACCUGGGCUUGAGGGACAUGGACCUGGCUAGCUGUUUGGAGACUGGGGGGUCUGAGGAGUCCAGGGGGAUCCAAGUCAGGGAGGAGGACUGGACUUCUGAAGUCAGGGUGAAGAGCAGAGAUUUGGCAGGAAUUGGGGAGGGGGAAGGUCACACUCAGGCUAGGGAGAGUGGUGUGGGACAGACUGACUGGUCAGGUGAGGAAGCCGGAGAGUUUCUUAAGUCACGAGAGCGGGGUGUGGGACAGGCAGAUUGGACGCCUGACCUUGGGCUGAGAAACAUGGCCCCAGGGACAGGUUGUAGUCCCAGCGAGUCCCGAGAGCUUGGUGUGGGCCAGAUGGACUGGAGCAACAAUCUGGGCCUAAGGAAUUUGGAGGUGUCCUGUGACCUGGAGUCAGGAGGGUCCCCUGAGCUGCGAGGGUGUGGAGUAGGGCAGAUGGACUGGACCCAGGACUUGGGACUGCGGCAUGUGGAGUUGUCUGGGGGCCUGAGCGAAGUCAGGGAGCAUGGGGUGGGAGAGGUCGACCAGUGCCCAGAGCUACACCUUAGGAGCAGUGGGGACUUAUCCCCAGACCUGGAGGCCAGACACCCCUCAGAGACCAGGGAAAUGGGAGUUGGCGAGACAAGUGGACCAGAGACCCCGGGCGAAGAAGACUCCUCGCUUUCCUCAGAUAUGCGCCCUGAAGACCCCCGGAUGGAGAUGGGAGAUGUCUCUGGCUUUGGAGCCAGCCCCGAUGGGUGCCCUGCCCGCACCCCACCCUCUGGCUCACAGGGCCUGCUGGAGCAGAUGCUGGCCGCCCACAGUGCCAAGGCGUCGGCCCGCAGGGAGUCAGGGGGCUUGGGCCUUGGGUGCCUGUUACAGGAGGGAGGAGCCAUAGCUGUUGCUGAUCAAGGGGAGCUGGUGGAGCCUGGCAGGGACCCUCUGCCCUCCUGGAGGCCCCAGCCUGAUGGUGAAGCCAGCCGUACAGAGGAGGUGGACGGCAGCUGGGGCACCCCGGGGGCCCAGCAGGGCGAGCAGGGGCUGGCCCGGACUCCUCGACGGCCACCCCAGGGUCCUCCCCUCAGCUCUUUGAGUCAGGACUUCUCCUUCAUGGAGGACACCGAGAUUCUUGACAGUGCCAUGUAUCGGAGCCGUGCCAACCUGGGGCGCAAGCGUGGGCACCGGGCCCCGGCCAUCCGGCCUGGCGGCACGCUGGGUCUGUCAGAUGCAGCGAACUCAGACGCGCGCCUGUUCCAGGACUCUACAGAGCCACGAGCUUCCCGGGUGCCAUCAUCUGAUGAGGAGGUGGUGGAGGAGCCUCAGAGCCGCCGGACACGGAUGUCCUUGGGCACCAAGGGGCUGAAAGUCAACCUCUUCCCUGCCCUGAGCCCAUCUGCCCUAAAGGCUAAACUGCGCCCCCGGAACCGCUCAGCUGAGGAGGGGGAGCAGGUGGAGAGCAAGUCGACUCAGAAGGAGUCUGCGGUUCAGCGCUCCAAGUCCUGCAAGGUCCCCGGGCUUGGAAAGCCCCUCUCAUUACCUCCCAAACCAGAGAAAUCCUCAGGGUCAGAAGGAUCGUCACCUAACUGGCUGCAAGCCCUGAAGCUGAAGAAGAAGAAGGUCUGA
This is a messenger RNA of Orycteropus afer afer, 5208 nucleotides long. It is a transcript of the gene CNOT12, whose product is annotated as tankyrase 1 binding protein 1. Gene Ontology annotation, cellular component: nucleus; heterochromatin. The record is from RefSeq and is a predicted model, not a curated record. Gene Ontology annotation, biological process: double-strand break repair; cellular response to ionizing radiation. Lineage: Eukaryota; Metazoa; Chordata; Mammalia; Tubulidentata; Orycteropodidae.